This is a messenger RNA of Calidris pugnax (ruff), 1341 nucleotides long. It is a transcript of the gene KNSTRN, whose product is annotated as kinetochore-localized astrin/SPAG5 binding protein. NCBI's taxonomy places the organism in Eukaryota, Metazoa, Chordata, Aves, Charadriiformes, Scolopacidae. The record is from RefSeq and is a predicted model, not a curated record. Gene Ontology annotation, cellular component: microtubule plus-end; centriolar satellite; kinetochore. Gene Ontology annotation, biological process: spindle organization; regulation of attachment of spindle microtubules to kinetochore; mitotic sister chromatid segregation. Bases 61 to 801 code for a protein of 246 amino acids. The transcript has 8 exons.
GCGCACGCGCGGGGCCGCCGGACCGUUUGGCGGCGGGUUCGAUUCAAACGGCGGCGGAGUAUGGAGGGAGGGGGAACUUCCCGUAUCCCCGUUUACGGGCAGUCCCACCGCCUCGGGUCGCCCGCAGAAAUACAAAUGGCUUUUCCUUCAAAGAAACAAUGCGUCGGCAAAACGGCAGAUCUAGAGUUCAACAAAGAUCCCAAUUUUAACUUUAGCUCAAACAUUCCAGCAGAUGGUGUCUUCAAAGCUACAAACCAAGGGUUGCCUAAAUCUGCCAAGAAAGUGGAACCACUUUCAAAGAAGACAGCUACAAGAGGACCUCUCAACAGAUACAAACUAGAAGCAGAGCUGAAGACCAAGAAUCAGCUCUUAGAAACAGCCAAACAACAACUACACUCCAGACUAACGGGAGCACAGGGUACCAUAAAGGAGUUGAGGGAGGAGAAUGAAGGCCUGAUACAAGAAGUUGAGAAGCUCAAGAAAUUUCAGGAGACUUGCAUGGUGAUUUUAGAAAGCAGGAACAUUGAUCCUGUUACAGGCAACAACAUCUUGGAGGAGGAAGAGAAGACACAAGAAUGCCAGAAGCAGACAACGCUGUUAACAGAGAAGCUCAUAGAAGAAUUGAGGCAAUUUAAUCAAACAGCCACAAAAGAGAAGGAUGAGCUCGAGGCAGCCAUGGCCAAGUGGAAACAGGCGGAAGAAGGGAGGCAGCAGUCCCUGGAGAAGCAUUCCUCCUUCCAAGCAGAAAUUAAGGAAUGUUCAGUGAUCCUUGAUGAGCUGGAGCUGCUCCUGGCCAAGUGAGGCGCGAGGACGGACUGUGCUCUCUCUCUUCUUAUGAUGUUUUUCUCCUAGUUCAGUAGUUCCCGUGAGCCUGAUUCCUUAGUCCCUUGGAAAUCCCAUGCCUUACCCUGAUGCACAGGCUGUGCAGGGGGCUUCCCAUCGGCACAGACAACUUGGUGCAGAAUUUGGAAGGUGACAGCUCCUCCAGCCCAGGACAGAGUGGUCACAAAUUGCUUUGAAUAAAUAGGCACUAAAUGUUAUUUUUUCAGUAGUGAUAUUUCUCAGAAUUCCCAGCAUCAGUGCACCCACAAGCCAGAGGAAGGCAAUCCUGGGCCAGUUCAGCUGACUCACGGAGAUGGAGCUGUGAGGAGGAAAAGAGGGGCUCUGGAGGGUGCAAAUGUCUGCAGAGACUGUGUAACAGUGCCCAGGGAGCAGAGUUGGGUAUUUUUAACACUAGUUCUUAUUCUUGGCAAUUGAAGACUGAUUUCUUACCUCUCCUGCUUGACCUGUGAAAGGGACAAGAAGAAAAAACACAUUACAUUUGAGCUUUGAUACGCUUUU